GGCAGACGGGAACCGGGAGACCAGAGUCAAGGCAUUGGUGAAAAACUGGGCCAGAGAAAGGGCUCCUUUUAAGGAGGGGACCAUUUUGAGGGAGGAGGUCAGCAUUGGGGAAGUUGUUGAAGCCGUGGGCUAGCACAGCACCAGGAUAGUUCUGAGUGACGAGCACAUGGAAGGGGAUCCCCAAGAUCAAGAGGAGGAUUCUGAAGCCCAGAGGAGAGCCUCUUCCCCUCAGUCCUCUGUGCUAUGGGAGAAGUGUAUCCGGCAGAGUAUCUUUGUGGACCUGAGUGAGGAUGAGAGUCUCCACUUCAGUGACCUGGAGGGCUCCUUCACGGUGCAUCUCUCCCAGGCAGAGUCGGCUAUCUCAGGGAACAGCAUCCAUCUCAGUGAGAACUUAGAGCUGUCAGUGUCUGACUCUGGGGAGUCCUCCACAGAGAGCAGUAGCUGUGUCAGUGGCCAGAGUGAGAGAGUGGUGGAGGGUAAGACCAAGAGCAGUGGGAAGUGGGUGUCUGCCCAGAGACCCAACACUGAGCAGGAGCAGACCAUCUGGGAGUAUGAGAACGCAGGAGACACCUCCGAUGAAGAACAGGAGGACCUUCCACAUGACGGGGACCUGGGAAGCCAGUACAUUAAGCCCUCAACCAAUGACAGUCACAAGUCUGAGGAGAAUUGCAAAAUAGCUGAUGUUCUAUCAAAAGACCAAGCUGGAGCAUUGCAUUCAAGACACAAUGUUAGAGAUCAUUUUGAUUUGCCAGCAAUGGUUGGAGAGAUCAAUAUCAUACAAGGUCACAUGCAAAUUGAAGUCAACACUAUGAACCAUGUAUCUAUAACUCCACCCGAGGGAGAGGGUAAAGGAGCUUUUUUUUACUCUACAAAACCAGAGGCUGUUCCCACAUGCAGUAGUCCUGUCUGUAAAGUCCCACACCCAGACAUCACCCAGCUGCUGCUCCGUCACUUUUCCCAGGAUGAGCUGUUCUGCUCAGGCAGUCUGAUCGAGGCAGAGACCCUGCCGGAGGUGUCCCUUCUGGAGAGCAUGGACGAGACAGUGCUGAGCAGGGGCCCAUUGCACAGGAGCACAGGGAGCCCCAAUAAUAAUAAUAGUGGAGGAGCCCCACGACGCAGCAGCACAGGGGGACCCAGCAGCGAGAGUGAGAGGAGUCAGAGCCUACAGGAAGAAGAUGAAGGGAAGAGUGUUCAAAUGAGUCCAAGAAAAAACCUGGAGGAGAAAAAUGGAAGUAGGACUGCCUCAGAGGGAAAGAACACACGGAGUGCUGAGUCUUACAGCAGUGACGUCAACUCUCCUCAAUAUAGUGGCAUAUCAACCAGUAAAAGGGAAGUCCCUGAACAGGACAAUAAUGGUAGCAAUGGUUCAGACCUAACCAAAGAGGAAGAUGAGAAUGAUGAAGAUGAGGAGGAAGACCAAAUCUGUAGAGGUCCCCUGGUCAGAACCAGGUCUUUCAGCGAAUUAAAGUAUGGACAGGGCCAAGUCCACUACCCACUCCCUGACUUCUCCAAGGUGGCUCCCAAAGUGAAAAUCCCGAAGAGUACCAGUGUUCCGGUGAGACCUGUCAGUCAGUCUCCCAGCUUCCUCAGAGCUCAGUCCUCGCCAGGCAUGCUGGGUAAGUCCUCUGCUUUGGAGGUGAUCCACAGAGUGAUGGAGGACUCUAUUCAGCCCUCAGAGAGACCCUACGUGUUUCGAGACCAGGACAAGCAGACAGAAACCUCCCCAGGACUGGCGCGUCACCUACAGGCUGAAUACGAUAAACUAAUGACUAAGUAUGCAGAGGCUGAGAACCUCCUUGAUCAGAUGAGACUGGGGACAAAAGUGUUUAAAAGUAUGAUGGAUUCCCAGGACCAGCUGGAGAGGCGGUACAUCAGUAAGAAGGAGGAGCACAGAACUCUGGAGAUGCAGAACUACUUUGGCCUGGCCAGGAACACAGGCCAGUUUGACCCCGAAAGGCAGGUGGAGGGGGAGAUAUUCAGGAUAGGGAUGCAUCUAGAGGACAUUAAAGAGCUGAUUGACAGGAACGUGCGUGAGCAGCAGCUCUCCCCACCCCACUCAUCCUCCACACUCCUGUCACUGUGUGGUGGUCCCAGUCUCCCUGGUCUGCUCACCCCCUCACUUCCACCACCCAUGCAUGAGGGUCUCACAUUACAGAUUCCAGGCCCCUGUUUUUCCACUGGGGGUUAUGAGACAGUGGAGAGGGAGGAAGAUGAGGAGGAUGAGGAAGAGGCCAGUGAGGUCCAUAGACAUGAUGGUUUAGACCAGAGCUGUGAUCUCACACCUGCUGACCCCCAACUGAACAGCACAGGACACAGCAGUGUCAGUCUACGGCUCUCACAGGGCUCCCUGGAGACAGUGGACAUCACCAACACGGAGGAACAGGAGGAGGAAGAAGAGGAGAGGAGCUGGACCUGCUCGGGCCUAUCUGAGCGGAUAGCUCGUGAUAGGGUUCUGCAGUAUUUGGCUCUCCAGAACCCAGGAUUUCGAGACAGACUUUGGACAACUGAAAGCCUGCAGCAGAGUCCCCUGAGCCCAGACUGUGACCUGGGAGGGAGUGUGAGUCUGGCUUUAGAGGUUUCCUGUUCCUCUUGUCUGAAGAGCCAGUCCCAGAGCAUCACAGACCACACUCUCACCACUUCCCAGGCUCCAGCUCCAGCCUGA
Molecule: messenger RNA, 2662 nt
Organism: Oncorhynchus mykiss (rainbow trout)
Lineage: Eukaryota; Metazoa; Chordata; Actinopteri; Salmoniformes; Salmonidae
Source: RefSeq, a predicted model, not a curated record